Grus americana (Whooping crane) is the source of this 3354-nucleotide messenger RNA. RefSeq names its product transmembrane protein 222 (gene TMEM222). The transcript has 6 exons. The record is from RefSeq and is a predicted model, not a curated record. NCBI's taxonomy places the organism in Eukaryota, Metazoa, Chordata, Aves, Gruiformes, Gruidae. Bases 15 to 563 code for a protein of 182 amino acids.
GGCGGGCCCCGGUGAUGGCGGAAGCGGAGGCCAAGAUGAAGCAGUUCAAUGGCAGCGGUGGGGCUGGGCUGGACGCCGAGCGCGGCCGCUUCCCGUACUGCGUGGUGUGGACCCCCAUCCCCGUCCUGACCUGGCUCUUCCCGAUCAUUGGCCACAUGGGUAUCUGCACGUCGACUGGAGUCAUUCGGGACUUCGCGGGGCCAUACUUUGUCUCGGAAGACAACAUGGCAUUUGGGAAGCCAGUGAAGUACUGGAAACUGGAUCCCAGCAAAGUAUACUCCACCAGUCCCAAUGCUUGGGACACAGCUGUACACGAUGCCUCGGAGGAGUACAAGCACCGAAUGCACAACCUUUGCUGUGAUAACUGCCAUUCUCAUGUGGCUCUGGCCUUAAACUUGAUGAGGUACGACAACAGCACCUCCUGGAACAUGGUGAAACUCUGCUUCUUCUCACUCCUGUAUGGGAAGUACGUAAGCGUAGGGGGAUUUGUGAAGACCUGGCUUCCCUUUGUCCUCUUCUUGGGGGUGAUCAUGACCAUUGUUCUGACGCUUCAUUUGCGGUGAUGGCAGCUGUGAACGCCCCGUUCCGUGGGCACACGAAGGAAGAAACUGUGACUGAUCCAGCGGGAUGGAGGCAUGGGACUCUGGGAGGCGUUUUCCAGGGAAGGUGGCAACUCCGCUCCAUUGUAACAGCUCAUCUUUGUUUCCUGGAACUGGCUUCUUUUCCUUCUGUUUUUCUUCUGUCGAUGGUGUCUCCCACUGUCAGGGGUCCUGAAGCCUCCUGCUCUCUCCCCGAAUACGUUCCCUUUCUGCAAUGUGGUAGGUAGAAAAGCAAUCGGGAAAGGAGAGGCGUGGGCACCUUUGCUUUCAGUGCGAAGUAAAGCCGCAAGGCAAACCCUGCCUCCUGGUUCAGGAGCACAAGCAGAUGCACCUUGUAAGGUUCUCUCUGAUCACUGGGAUUCUUCCUCUUGGCUUCAUCAGAAGCUUCCUCAGAUUUCCCAAGUCUCCAAGAAGGAGUUGUUGUUUCCCUUUGCACGACUCUCCUGUAGCACACAUUCCAAAGUGGAGGUUGUGGGGUUCCUCCUGAGGGUGUAGAGUGCCACAGCACUCACCGACGGUCUCCCCGGUAGCAACAGAAAGGUGUUGACGGCGGGACGCUCCUCUGAGGAGACGCGCAGAGGAACGCUCUGUGGCAGGGCAAAUUCAUCUGGUCCUGCUGGUGAGCCCAGAAAGGCAGGAAAGUCGAUCGACUGGCUUGGGUAUGGCUCGUGGCAGUCUGCACACUUUCAGUUCUGCCUGUUGCAGAGUUGGGAGUCUACUGCUAAGUCCCUUUUAGCUUGUGCCAGAGAAAAUACAGCUUCCCUGCUUCUCCUUGUGCUCUGAAUAUCUAAAAUUGUCGUUAACACUUUUCACGAGCCACUUACUUUCCUUUGAUCCCUAGUACUUUGCAUGUGGCAGCAUCCCUGGGCCUGCAGAGGUGGCAGCUGCAGUGGGUACCUGUUUCUGGGGCAGAAAGCUUAGCGUAGGGUUUUGAAAGCAUCCAUGAGAGCAGAACCUGAGCUUAGUGGGGCCAUCAGAGAUUAAAAGAAGAGGUGAAGGGACUGGAAGAUACCCGUGAUCUGGUUGGGCUUUGCAGCGGCAAACUGGGGCACUGGCUGUCUUGUGGCUGGUUCCAGGAUGGUGAACAAGAAGGUCUGUUUAAUUCCUGGGGUAAAAGGACUGGCUUUGAUGUGAGAAGUGCUGGUCUGGCAGCGUUGGGGGGCCGAUGGCCCUUCUGAGCCCUGGAUCGGGCAGGACGGGUACUAGGGGGAUGGGUUGUUCUCGGGUGCUAGGCAGGAAUUAAUUUGGACGUGACGCAGAGCUUCAUCCAGGUCUGGCUCUGGCCCGCAGAUGCUGCUUUCCGUGGGGCUCUUAAGUCAGGUGGCUUUUUUUAAAAACGUGGCUGAAGGAUUAUGCACAGUUGAGCAGAUUCCCUCUGACUGCAGAGGAAGGAGAGCAGCUUUUUCACUCACGCCUUGAAAGGCCAGCUCUGUACUCCACUAUCUGAUGGAUUUCAACCUCAAGGAGGGCUCGUGGCCGGCAAAAAAGCUCCUCUCUGCUGCCUGCCGUCUCUGUGGCUUCCUCUGGCUGGGAAGCUCAUUCACUGUCACCCUGCUUGCUCUCAGACCUGUCCCCGUGCGCCUUUCAUCCACUUCCAUUCCCCGACUCCUCUAGCCAUAUGGGAGAGCUGGGGACUCCUUUUGGGCUUCUCGAUUUCUACAUUUCCUCCUUUUCCUCAGUCAUUUUUAAAUAGCCCCUUAAACCUCUCCCAGUUGUCUUUCUCUCAUCUGGUGCUGGCCUUUGGGGUGGGUGGAGGAGGUUUGCAGACCUCAGCACCCUUCCCUGUCUAUCUGGAACUGAAAUAGUCAUCGCUGUCUGCUCUGUACAGUCAUUUCAAGCCUGUGUGGAGAGUGGGCUGGAGGGUGCUGGGCCUGGGGCUGAUUAGAAAGCCAAGAUCUUGAUCAAAGAGAACCUUAUGAUGAAAGGAUGAUGUCUUACCGAGCUACCCCGUGUCGCUGCGGUCUCCACCCAGCGAGCCUGCUGGCUAACGUGCCCUAGGACAAGCCAGUUGAACAGGAGAGAUUAAUCCUUUGCCUCUGUUUUUACUUUAAGUAUGACUUCUCAAAGCAACCUGCACGCGGAGUCCCUGGUCCCAGGGCUGAAGCCAACCUGUCUUACGCAGUAGCAAUAACCUAGAGACUCUUAGGCCUGUCUCACACGUUGAUUCAGUGUUUUAUUGAUAAGCUAUACAAGCGUUGCCAAAGCUGAGACUUCGAGUUGUCAGGGGGAGGCCGGGAGCGGGGCUGCUGGCCACUGUCCCCUGCUCCUGGGACUUCUGAAAACAUGUCGAGUGCCAUUCCCCACCGUGGAAUUCCUUGUCGUUUGCUCCUAACGCUUUUUACCAGAUCUGGGUUUCAAAUGGAGACGUAUCCUGAGCAGUCGGUUGGAGCGCUGGCUGCUUUGCCUGAGUCCUGGCUGAACGGCCAACCCGCUUCCAUGGACAGAGAUGGAGGAUGGCUCCGGGCAUCGGAAGGAAACACGGCUAACGGGAGAACAAGGCCCAAAGCUGAGGUACCGCGAAGCCUGCGCAUCCGUGCUGGACGUGCAAAGCUGUCUGUACUGGCACAGUGAAGGAUGGUGCCCGCAGAGGUCGGAUGCUGGGGGAGGCAGGUGGACCGGUUGGAUUUAUGGUCUUCCUACGCUGUGGUAGUGUCAGCCCAGCACCGCGGGAACGCAGAGAAACCCCGGCAGCGCUCGGCGUGGCUUCCCAGCAGCGGUUGUGUGGGGAGUGGGCUGCUUCCUCUCGCGUGGGAGG